AUGGAUAUAAUAGAACUGAAGGAAACGAAUGAAUCGGGAAGAAUAAAGGCAUUUUUGGAUGCAGCCUAUAGAGCUGAUUAUGAAGCUAUCAGUGAUAAUUUAGCUCAUGGAUUAUCAGCAGAUAUUAUGGAUGAUGAUAACACUACAGCAUUACAAAUUGCCUCUGCACAAGGCAACUUAGCAAUGAUGCAAAUAUUAUUAAAUCGCGGGGCAUCAGUUGAUAAAUGCAACCAUUGCGGAUUUACUCCUUUGCUUCACGCUGCCCGAAACGGAAAGGUUCAAGCAAUUGAGUUACUGAUCCGACACGGUGCCAAUCCAUUCAGAACAACAUUUUACGGUACGACAGCUUUGUCAUUAGCAUCUUCUAGAGGUCACUUAAAUGUUUUGGUAAUGUUGCGUGAAUAUGCGAGUGAAACACGACGACGCGCUCCAACUCCUCUAAUAGCAGCGAUCGCUACAAAGCAAUACCAAAUAGUCAUUCAUCUUGAAUUUGCCGGUUUCAUUCGACACCCAUGCUGUGAUGUAUUCUAUGAGCUCGAUGCUUUUCAUGUGGCUGAACAACUAAUGGAUUUGAAAAUGAUAGCUCUUUUGCAUGACCUUGAUCUACAAUUGCUGAAUCAGCCUGCAGUAUAUUGUAUUACUUCGAGAACUUUCACUAAUCGGGAAUCACAAGUUGAAAUACCAAGAAAGACUGCAGAUAUUCGAUGUCUGAUACGUGAUCAUAAGGUAGCACUUGUAGAUUACAUUAUGAAUUUAAAUGAUUAUGCUGAACUACCAACUGGUACUACGCCAUUGAUGUACGCUGCCAUUGUUGGUAGCAUUUCCAUGGUGCAAAUAUUACUGCAACACAAUUGUAAUAUAAACGCAUCUUAUUACGGUUUUACACCAAUUAUGAUUGCGAUUGUGUGUGGCAACGAUGCAUUAACACAAUAUCUGGUAAAGAAAGGUGCCAGUCAAAGUACAAACGGUUGUCAGUUUUCGCUCUUUGAACUAGCAUCCAAUUCCGAUGGUAUCUCAUCAUCAACCAUUCAAAUGUUACUGAAAGGAUCAGGGCACAAAAUGCGUCUCAUUAAAAGAAUGGCAGCGACAUUGCAAAAGAUAUCGAGAAUUCGCGGAAAAAGCCAAUCGAUGUGUCAUCAGCCAAUCAAAUUAGUAAUAGGUGCUAGCCAGCAGAGUUUUCUGCAGAAAGUUGUUCAAAAUAUGGGUAUGAAAUCAAAUUGGGUGCCUAAAGAACUAUUUAGUGCUCUUGCUUGGCCAGAUUCUCCCUGUACUUGUUUUGAAGUGAGUGGUACACCAAAUGGUUUCAAGACCAAUCCAAAACCAGUUUUGGAAGAGAGAAUUAUGGUCAAUACUGAUGAGCAGGAACAGUGCCGAUGUUUAAUGAAUGAUUGUUGCUUGCGUAAAAGGACUACAAAAGAUGGUUCACUUGCUCAAUCGUCAAAUUUUCAUACGACGCCAUCGCUGGUCAACACCAAUUAUUUACAUAUACGACAGCAACAGUGCAACAGUAUUUCGAAACUUCAAUCCAUUCUGUUCCAUUUUGGUUCCGGAUCACCAAAAAACUAUUCGAUGACUUCAUCAAGCAGCUCAAAUCUAUCAAUGAUACUGAAAACAGAUGGUUGUCAGGACAGUGAAGUUCCGAUGAUUGAAAGUAUAAGUGAAUUGUGUUCAACUUACAAAUAUGAGAAGAAAUACUGGGAUCUUCUAAAUAGAAGGUGCUCUCCAGAUAUGUGUCAGAAAUUAGAGGAACAAGAAAUAGACUAUGAAACUUUUUUAUUGCUCACCAGAGCUGAAUUCAUCUCACUUGGUAUCAGUCGGUCUGAUGCAGCUAUUCUUAGUACCAUUCAGAAGAUUCUAAAAGAAGAACUAAGUAAAAUCUGA
Messenger RNA from Brugia malayi, 1881 nucleotides. RefSeq lists its product as uncharacterized. The record is from RefSeq and is a predicted model, not a curated record. The transcript has 13 exons. The coding region runs from base 1 to 1881 and encodes 626 amino acids. Lineage: Eukaryota; Metazoa; Nematoda; Chromadorea; Rhabditida; Onchocercidae. Gene Ontology annotation, molecular function: protein binding.